CACAAGUUGUCAGUUCGAAAAGUUACAACAUUUGACACUUGCACUUCGAAUAAAUGGCUGACCGCUUAAAUGUCUGCAUCAUCGGGUCCGGUAAUUGGGCCACAACCAUAGCACGCAAUGUGGGCCUCAAUGUGCAACAUUCCCAGCUGCUGGAGCCCAAAGUGAAUAUGUAUGUGUACGAGGAAAUUAUCGAUGGCCGUAAGCUAACAGAGAUCAUAAACACGACGCACGUCAAUGUCAAAUAUAUGCCAGACUUUGUGUUGCCUCCGAAUGUGGUGGCUUACGAUGAUGUGGUAACCACGGCACGUGAUGCGGAUAUCCUUAUCUUUGCCAUUCCCCCGACAUUUGUGAGCAGCUGCUGCAAAACUCUGUUGGGCAAGGUCAAGCCCAUGGCUCAUGCAGUCUCCCUAAUCAAGGGCUUUGAGCGCAGCGAUGAUGGGCAGAUCCUCUUGAUAUCUCAUCUCAUAAUGCGACAGUUGAAGAUUCCCUGUUCGGUGCUGGUGGGCUGCAAUCUGGCUCAUGAGAUUGCCAAUAACAACUUUGCCGAGGGGACAGUUGGAUGUCGAGAUCAGAAAUAUAUGCGUAUUCUACACGAUCUCUUCAAGUCGGAAUAUUUUCGUGUGGUUGUCACUGAUGACGCUGACUGUGUUGAAAUCUGCUCCACUCUAAGAAAUAUCGUUGCAUUUGGGGCUGGACUUGCGGAUGGCCUGGAAUUAAAUGAGAAUACCAAGGCUGGUAUCAUUAGACGUGGCUUUUUGGAGAUUCUACAAUUUGUGGAUGUGUUCUAUCCUGGCAGUCGACUGGCCACCUUCUUUGAGGCCUGUGGCUUGUCCGAUUUGGUUACCAGCUGCUAUGCCAAUCGCAAUCGCCGACUGGCUGAGGCAUUUGUGAAGACGGGUCAGCCAUUGAGUGAACUGGAGCAUAUUCUUAUACCAGGCCAUGAGCCUUUGGGUCCGGUCACCUCCGAAUUGAUCAACAUAAUGCUGAGGAAGAAGGGUCUUGAGGAAAAAUUCCCACUAUUCACCACGGUCUAUCGCAUCUGUACGGGAAUUUAUCCGCUUACUCGCCUGGUGGAAACUCUGCGCUUUGCACGUGAGGAUAUAUAUCACCCCAAUCAUAUUUUCCAGCUGUAAAAAUUCAAGUUAUUAUAAAAAUUGAUUGUAUAUUGUAUGUUGUUAAUAAUCUGCAUCCAGUCAAUAAAGUGGAACUUCAUGUUUGGUAGUUGCUCUAAGCACAAUGUA
Molecule: messenger RNA, 1241 nt
Organism: Drosophila innubila
Lineage: Eukaryota; Metazoa; Arthropoda; Insecta; Diptera; Drosophilidae
Gene: Gpdh2
Product: glycerol-3-phosphate dehydrogenase [NAD(+)], cytoplasmic
Exons: 7
Coding region: 54-1133 (359 amino acids)
Biological process (GO): carbohydrate metabolic process; glycerol-3-phosphate catabolic process
Cellular component (GO): cytosol; glycerol-3-phosphate dehydrogenase (FAD) complex
Molecular function (GO): glycerol-3-phosphate dehydrogenase [NAD(P)+] activity; protein homodimerization activity; NAD binding
Source: RefSeq, a predicted model, not a curated record